CGCUCCACUUUCGGGCUCGGAUGCGCACUUUGUGAGGAUAAAGAAGGAGGAAGAGGAGGAGGAGGAGGGUGUGGCUGGCCAGCGAGAGCUGAGGGCGCACGUGAGCGAGCUGUGGUGUGACGCGCAUGCUAAGAGAGUGAAAAUGCGCAAGCAUACACCUGCACGAGCAGCUGGAGAGGAAGCAGCGGGAGUGCCCGAUGGAAAGUGCCCCCCCCCCCCUUUCCUCUUUACUAGCGAGUCACGACCCCCCCGUUCGUCCCUUUACCUUCCUAAUGCGCACGGUUACGGUGCAGCACAGUAUGGGGAGGAGGAGGUGUGCUCAGAUCGACUGGACAGCGAUUUUGCCGACAUCGACCUCUCGCAGCUGGACACCAGCGACUUCGACAGCGUCAACUGUCUCGGCGAACUGCAGUGGUGCAGCGACCAGGCGGCCGGCGCCUCGCCCGCCUCCAUCCGAUACAGCACACCCGAUGAGCUCUUUGAGAUCGAAGAGGAGAACGCGGCACUGCUGGCCGCUCUGACCGACAGCCUGGACGGGAUGGUGGACGCCGAGGUGGGCGGCCUGUCCGUCUUCCCCGCCCUGGAGGAGGAAGAGCCCGAGCAGGACACGGAAGACCAGGACCAUCUCCGUCACCUUUCUGCCGGCACAAACCACUUCAAACGCUCACAGGACCCGGAGGACCCCUCUCUGUUGAAGAUCCUGCUGCUCACUCCGCCCAAUGUGCCUGCGGGUAAAGAUGGCGUCCACGGGCAUCGCCACAGCAACAGAGGAUUGCACCAGCGGACAGUCCGACCCCCGGUGAAGAUGGACACCUCUCAGAUGCGGAAGCCCCGCACUGUGCGUCCCGCAGGUCGCCUGUGCACCGAGCUCCACCGUCACCUCACCACCGCCCUGCGGGACGCCGUCGAGGCUCCGACGGCCGAGACGGAGGACGAUGAGGAGGACGAAGACGACGAGGACAGCGAGUCAGAGGAGGACGACGAUGAUGAAGAAGAAGAAGAAGAGUCGUCCGGUAGCGAGGUGGAGGGCAGGCAACACGAGGCCCCCGCCGAGCCGGCCAAGCCUCAGUUCACCUCGGAGAAAGAACUCCGCUCGAUAGUGGAUCUCAUCACCUACAUGCACACAUACUGCAUGCCCAUGCGUAAGCAACAGAGUCUGGACCGCAAGGACCCGCCCAGGCCUCGGGCUCGAGCCGACGUCGCCCGCCCGCCCGUUACAAACUCUCACAGUCGCGUGGUCCUGGUGGCUCCCCCGGCGAGUGCCAGGCCUGGGGCUGCCCCCCGGAGGCUUCCCUUCGUCAGGCGACGGGAGAUGAAGACCGACUCGCUUCUCCGUGAGCUCCUGCAACAAAGCAGCUCCUUCGACGUGCGCAAGCCUUACGGACCGCAUUGUCCGCCGUACACCCAAGCGGCCACGGGACCCCUGUCUUCCAACCGUCCGCCCGGCACCGGCGCUCCUAAACUGGAUCUCUGUAAGGACCAUUCCUCACCCGAGAGGAGACACUCCUCCUGCGAGUCGCCGCAAAGCCCCGCGGAGGACUGCGGGUCCUUCUCGGUCCGCCGCUCCCGGCGCCUGGCCUCCUUCCCGAGCCGCUUCGCCAAGAGAUCGCGUCCCGGGCGGCCCAGGGAGGGCGACAGCAAGGAAGGGGGGGGCGACGGGGACGAUGCGAGCAAGCUUUCGCCGACCCAAGCGGGGGGGCGGACCACGACGGAGGCAGGAACGCAAGGCGACGACGCCGCGAAGGCCGCUGAAACCUGCUGCCACAGCGGCGAGAUCGUGCCCGGAGGCUCGGCUUCAAUUUUUCAAGAGAAGCGAGCGUGCCUGUGUCUGCCUCUCGACGCCGGCAAAUCCACAAGAGAGUUCAGCGGCAAGACCUACGAGCAGACACUUUGCGUGGAUCUGUGCGGAACUGCAGGUCUGACGCCGCCCACCACACCACCUCACAAGCUGGUGGAGGACGACCUCUUCAAGCCAGGCGAGGCCAGAAAGGUCGGCGAAAGCUUUGGCGACAGCGAGGAGUCCGUCCACACAUCCGUCCACUCUUCAUCCGGCGGCGUCGGCGGACUCCGGGGCUCCUGGUUAAACCGCACGCACCAGCGUAAGCUUCCGGAGCAGACUGAGCUGUACGCCCAGCUGCGGCGCAUGGGUCAGGCCGGCGACGCCGACGCCCGCCGCGGCUUCGGCGACCACGACUACUGCGCGCUGAGCCUCGGCGAGACCCGCAAGCGCAGCAUCGCCGUGCUGGGCGCCAUGCUGCAGAGGGCCGGAGACCUCAACGCCGGCGACGCCGCGUCCGAAAACAGCGUCCGGUUCGACGUCGACGAGCCGGUGACGUCUUCGCCGCCGCCCGAUCGCCAGUCGGCAGCCGCCACGCCCCCCGCCUCGGAGGAAGAGGCGGAGCGCUCCGCGCCGUCACGCUCGCCCUCGCCGACCCUCCACGUCUGUCCCGACUCCCCCGCCAGCAAGGCCGACUCUAGUGAACAUUCAGAGAUGUGCCCAGACGACGAGCAGAGCGGCAAAGCCAAAUCCGAGGAGAACUGUCAGGUGUUCUACAUCCACAACCUCCCCAGCAGCAUGACCCAGAACACGUUGAGGAAGCGCUUUCAGGUCUUCGGCACGGCCGAGGACUGCAAAGUCAUCAUCUGUAACGAGGAGAGGUGCGGCGUCAUAAAGAUCCGCCAGUCUGGAACCCAGCGGCACCGGCGGGAACGUGAGAAUGUUUUCCAGACUGCACCGGCAGGAGGGAGGAGGCUGACGAGGAAGCGCUACAUUGACCUUGACGAGGCGGGCCCAGGGCCGGUCAAGAGCAAGUACGACGCGCUGGACUUCGACGCCCUCAUGAAGGAGGCCCAGAAGUCGCUGCACCACCGCUGACUGUCACGCUGCACCGGCCCCCGCGCCACGCCGCGACUGUCCCGCCUUAUUGAACACCGCGCCCCGCAGCAGCAGAACGAAGCGGUACACACCUCUCCAUGCAAAAUGUUUACAUUUUUAAAAGAAAACGUUGGGAGUGACGCAACAAUGAGAAUUUUUUUUUUUUUUUGGGGGGGGGGGGGGGCGGCACUUUGUAUUAGCCACUAGACUAGCCGCAAACGAUGCGUCCCACCGAGAGACCUCCGUAGCAAAUACUCGUGUGCGUGCGUUUGUUUGUGUCUCUCUGUGUGGGGGGGGGGGAAUGAAAACCCCUGGUGGCGGGCGGCGUCUCAUCGCUGUUAAAAACAAAAAAUAACGGGAGGAAAAAAAUGAUACCCGCUUUGUUGGAUGUUCUACAUGGAAAUGUGGUCUGUGUGCAAGAAUAUAUCGUUCAAUGUAAAAAGGUUGACAAAAGUUUACAAAAAUUAAUGUUUUUUUUUUGUAAUUGUAGUGCUUCCUUGAUUUGAUCUAUGCACCAUUGGGAGGUAUUUUCUGCUUUAACCGCUGUCACCGUCACCGCUAAAUUCCCAAAUCCCGCUUCCUACCGAGGCGCCCCCUACUGGCUCGCGUUUGUUCACCGACGUGGCGACACCCUGAAUGCGAUGUGGGGAUGUUUCACCAGAAGCGUAAAACGCUAACGUUAGCUUCAAUUGCGGUCAAUUGUUCGUUGUAUCCGGUUCUUGAGGGCUUUUAGCGUUAGCUUUAGCCAAUAAGCCCACAACGCACCGCUAUUGUAGGUAUACCUUAAGGCUUUAGCAUGACCAUAACACAGCAGAAGCAGGAAUCGGGUAUUUAAGAGUAAGAUACAAGUUUGUUAAUGUGGGAUUCAUCUUUUGUGUCAAACAUACUUAAAUAUGAACCUAAUAUCAUGACGAAGUCAAGCAAGACGCCGCGCGGCCAUGCGACGACGACACCGAACGCCCGCGUUUCCAAGUAUUGAUGUUAGCUAGCUAGCAAGAUCACGGUCUGCCCUUACAUACUUGAAGGCCUCCUUAUACUUCUCUCGCUCACCCGCACAACUCGCGCGCAGUUUUGAAAAUGUUCUGCCAUUGUUCUCCGAGUCUGAGGUGUCGCUAACAGCUCGUAAUGCUUAGGACGACAGCGGAGUUUCCGCAGCACACUUUGCUCGUUUCCGGAAGUUGUUUUUACUUUACUUAUCGUAACCACCUUUGGGGUUUUUGUGCACAAAAAAAAAAAAAAAAAAGAAGACUGGAUACAUCGAGCGGCAUGUCAAUUGGUUAAAGCCAGUUGGCCGCCAUCUUGGUACUCCCAAAACUUGUGGAAGAAAUGGUUUACAGGUUGGAUUAUGGCGGGGUUUUUUUCCUCAAAGUUUGGCAGGUAGAAUUAAAACUGGUCGUGUGAGCUUGACACUUUCUUGGUUCUGGUAACAUGAAGGAUUUUUAAUUGGAUAAUAAUUCAGUAAGCUAAAAAAGGCUAAGUGCAAAGGAAAGACAUAGAACCCCGUGACUAGCAACAAACCUUGCAUAUUACCAAGGGCCACAUUUCUGUGACGUUAUCUUUUCCCAAAAUACGCUGUGAAGCACUAUGAUCGUAACAUAGCAAAAAAAUAUAAGCAUUUUUUUGUCAUAAAAACAUGAAAUUUUAAGGCAAUCUGUUACAUAUAUUUUUGGAAACCUGGGAAAAUACAUGCUAAAUGCAUUGUUCAUUUGUUGUUUCCUCGCAUUUGAUAAUCAAAUUCAAUUUGCAGAGUUCUGCAUUAUGAAAUUCAUCAAAAACUUUCUUGGUUAUCCACUGAUGAAGUUUGGGAAAAUAUUGACGUUGCUUUUUCGCGAAAAACCGUCAGCCUAUAAAAGUGAAGCAGAGAGUGAACAACAACAACAA
Messenger RNA from Syngnathoides biaculeatus (alligator pipefish), 4756 nucleotides. RefSeq names its product peroxisome proliferator-activated receptor gamma, coactivator 1 beta (gene ppargc1b). The transcript is spliced from 12 exons. Gene Ontology annotation, biological process: positive regulation of transcription by RNA polymerase II. Gene Ontology annotation, molecular function: nucleic acid binding; transcription factor binding. Gene Ontology annotation, cellular component: nucleus. The coding region runs from base 143 to 2875 and encodes 910 amino acids. NCBI's taxonomy places the organism in Eukaryota, Metazoa, Chordata, Actinopteri, Syngnathiformes, Syngnathidae. The record is from RefSeq and is a predicted model, not a curated record.